GUCAGUGACUUGUAGUGAGGAAAAACAGAUGUCUUCUCAAGGUUACCAAACUGUAGUCAAAGGCGAAGCAUCUGAGACGGAUGAUGAGGAAGAGAUUUAUGUGACGUCCAUCCCGUCUGGGUCAUUUUCUAGUGCUUGUGGUGUGAAAGUGCAGGGAGAAGCUUCCGAGAGCGAUGAUGAAGUGGAUGGUGGUGAGGUACAGAAGAUUGCGUCCAGCGUGUUGGAAAAGAACCUGACUCCAUUGGUAGUCAUCAGGAAUGAAGGAGAGCAUUCUCCGGUUGGAAUAGAAGAGAAACCCCUUGUCAACAUACAGCACCAUGGUCGUUAUAGCACAUUACUGCAGCAAAAACUUCUAGAGAGUAAUUCUCGUCUGUACCAUGAUGUUAACAACAGCAUCAGACAUGUCUAUCAAACAACCACUAACGAGAUUCGGACGUUGACUAGUCAGUUAAGCAACUCCCAGAAUGGCAUCAUAAACACUUCCCAUAGCAUCAGACUGGCCCUUGAGGAUUUAAAAGGAGUCUCUGAAAAGAUUGACAUAAUCACCAGCUGCAAUUUGCUCCCCGAUAUCCGUAUUUAAGUUCCAAGUUUGGCAAAGGCACCACAUGUUGGAGAAUAAACAUUGUUCUUAGUUUAAAAAAAAAAUACUGUGUAUUAUGUGUUAGGUGUCUUGGCCGUAUUCAUUAAUAAAGCCAUUCUGUGGUUGUUCUCUCCUUUA
This is a messenger RNA of Spea bombifrons (plains spadefoot toad), 718 nucleotides long. RefSeq names its product biogenesis of lysosomal organelles complex 1 subunit 3 (gene BLOC1S3). Gene Ontology annotation, cellular component: BLOC-1 complex. The record is from RefSeq and is a predicted model, not a curated record. Lineage: Eukaryota; Metazoa; Chordata; Amphibia; Anura; Pelobatidae. The transcript has 2 exons. The coding region runs from base 29 to 580 and encodes 183 amino acids.